CCCCUCCCCUCCCCCGCCGCCUCGCCGACUGCUCGGCCGCGCGUCUGAGCCGCCCGGGCCCGGAGCGCAGGCGGCGAGGCCACCGCACCUGCAGCGCGCUCGGGCUGCCAAGCAGCCGCCUCGCCUCCCGCCGCCCGGCCUCCCUCUCCCCCAGCGCCGGGUCUCCUGUGACACCCGAGACCCCCGGCCGACGACAAUGACCACUUCCCUGCAAGAUGGGCAGAGCGCCGCGGGUAGGGCGGCUGCCCGGGACUCGCCGCUGACCGCCCAGGUGUGCGGCGCUGCCCAGGGGAGGGGCGACGCCCGCGACCUGGCGCCUGCCCCCUGGUUGCAAGCGCGGGCGCUCCUGCCCCCUCCGGACGGGACCCGCGGCUGUGCUGCAGACAGGAGAAAAAAGAAAGAUCUUGAUGUUCUGGAAAUGCCAUCUAUUCCAAACCCUUUUCCUGAGUUAUGCUGUUCUCCAUUUACAUCUGUGUUGUCAGCAGGCCUGUUUCCCAAAGCAAAUUCAAGGAAAAAACAGGUAAUUAAAGUAUACAGUGAAGAUGAAACCAGCAGGGCUGUAGAGGUACCCAGUGACAUAACUGCCCGAGAUGUUUGCCAGCUGUUGAUCCUGAAGAAUCAUUACAUUGAUGACCACAGCUGGACCCUUUUUGAGCAUCUGCCUCACAUAGGUCUAGAAAGAACAAUAGAAGACCACGAGCUGGUGAUGGAAGUGCUAUCUAACUGGGGAAUGGAAGAAGAAAAUAAACUAUACUUUAGAAAAAAUUAUGCCAAAUAUGAAUUCUUUAAAAACCCAAUGUAUUUUUUUCCAGAGCAUAUGGUGUCUUUUGCAACUGAAACCAAUGGUGAAAUAUCCCCCACACAGAUUUUGCAGAUGUUUCUGAGUUCAAGCACAUAUCCUGAAAUCCAUGGCUUCUUACAUGCAAAAGAACAGGGAAAGAAGUCCUGGAAAAAGAUUUACUUCCUUCUAAGAAGAUCUGGUUUAUAUUUUUCUACAAAAGGGACAUCAAAGGAACCACGGCAUUUGCAGUUUUUCAGCGAAUUUGGCAAUAGUGAUAUUUAUGUGUCACUGGCCGGCAAAAAAAAACACGGAGCACCGACUAACUAUGGAUUCUGCUUUAAGCCUAACAAAGCGGGAGGGCCCCGAGACCUGAAAAUGCUCUGUGCAGAAGAAGAGCAGAGUAGGACGUGCUGGGUGACCGCGAUUAGAUUGCUUAAGUAUGGCAUGCAGCUGUACCAGAAUUACAUGCAUCCAUAUCAAGGUAGAAGUGGCUGCAGUUCUCAGAGUAUAUCACCCAUGAGAAGUAUAUCAGAGAAUUCUCUAGUAGCAAUGGACUUCUCAGGCCAGAAAAGCAGAGUUAUAGAAAAUCCCACGGAAGCCCUUUCAGUCGCUGUUGAAGAAGGACUCGCUUGGAGGAAAAAAGGAUGCUUACGCCUGGCCACUCAUGGUAGCCCUACUGCCUCUUCCCAGAGCUCUGCCACAAACAUGGCCAUCCACCGGUCGCAGCCGUGGUUUCACCACAAAAUUUCUAGAGAUGAAGCACAGCGAUUGAUUAUUCAGCAAGGACUUGUGGAUGGAGUUUUCUUGGUACGGGAUAGUCAGAGUAACCCGAAAACUUUCGUACUGUCAAUGAGUCAUGGACAAAAAAUAAAGCAUUUUCAAAUUAUACCAGUGGAAGACGAUGGUGAAUUGUUCCACACUCUGGAUGAUGGCCACACGAGAUUUACAGACCUAAUCCAGCUGGUGGAGUUCUAUCAACUCAAUAAGGGCGUUCUUCCUUGCAAGUUGAAACAUUAUUGUGCUAGGAUUGCUCUUUAGCCAAACCAGAAGUGACCUGUUAAACUGUUGAAGAAAAAGGACUCACGACACAAAAAAAUAAAAAUAAAAGAGAAAGAAAGAAAGAAAAGAAAGAAAGAAAGAAAGAAAGAAAGAAAGAAAGAAAGAAAAAAGAAAAAGAAAGAAAAGGCAAGGAAAGACCAUAAAUAAGGGAGAAAACAUUGCCAUGGUGAAAAGAAUCUAUUUCACCUACAAGUUACAAAAAAUAGCUGUGCAUUGCAGAUAAGCAAAGAUUUGAAUUGACAUUACAUUUAUCAUCUAAAAUUCAUUAGUUAAAAUUAAACCUCAGAAAAAAAUGAUUUGGUGUGUUCUUGUGUGAUUUUACAUAACUAUAGUAUUUUCGUCAAAUAUGCAUAUUUUAAACAUCUUUCUGUCCUCAUUUAUUAGAGUAGCAUUUGAAUUCUUAAACACAAAGUAUGAAAAAACUGAGAGGGUUCAGAAUGAAUUAUUUGCAGACUGAAUUUCAAUUACACUACUUUUUUUUGUAACUUCAGAAGAAUGAUAAAAUCUUGAGCUAUCAAUUGAAAGAAACUACCCACAACUUGUUAAUAAAACUAAAAAGUAUUUUGAAUUAUA
This is a messenger RNA of Leopardus geoffroyi (Geoffroy's cat), 2413 nucleotides long. RefSeq names its product growth factor receptor bound protein 14 (gene GRB14). Gene Ontology annotation, cellular component: plasma membrane; cytoplasm. Bases 197 to 1819 code for a protein of 540 amino acids. The transcript is spliced from 14 exons. The record is from RefSeq and is a predicted model, not a curated record. Gene Ontology annotation, biological process: insulin receptor signaling pathway; negative regulation of insulin receptor signaling pathway. NCBI's taxonomy places the organism in Eukaryota, Metazoa, Chordata, Mammalia, Carnivora, Felidae.